This is a messenger RNA of Peniophora sp. CBMAI 1063, 1218 nucleotides long. NCBI's taxonomy places the organism in Eukaryota, Fungi, Basidiomycota, Agaricomycetes, Russulales, Peniophoraceae. The record is from the annotation of a GenBank genome assembly.
AUGCUUGAAACGCACACCGACGACGACAGAUCCUCUGACUGGACGGUCAUUUUCGACGGGCAUCGAAAACAUGAAUACUUGAAAUCUCUCACUAUCUAUCACGACUACGACUCCUCCCGAUCGCACCUCGUCUUGGAUGCGCCUAAUCUCACCCACUUGGUGUUGCGAGAUACCGUCCCGAGUUUGGCUUCGCCUUUACGUCUCUUGAGGGUGCUCAAGAUUGACCUAGGCGGUGGCGGAGUGACGCUGGGAAAUGAUGGACCUGUCAUGAACAUACUUCAUGGGACACCUCUUCUAUCCGAGCUUGACUUCAAUUUCCUUUAUAGGCCAGGGGUAGCCGGUCCCUUGUUAGAGUCUGCCACUUAUAGUGCGCCGGUCACUCUCAAUCACCUCCAGUCGGCUCGCAUAACACAAUUCGCACGCCUUAAUAACCAGUCCAUGGUGUGGCCAUCGAUAAGAGUGCCCGAAUCCGCGUCUUUGCGUAUCAAAAUGCGCGGAGCGGCUGUUGACUGCUACGUCGAUCUAGUCCACGCACUCUCGCGUCAAUUGCGAUAUGAGGACUAUCAUCAUCUCGAUUUACGAUUGGGAAGAAACUUUCAAAUUGCGCUACUUUCAGCGCCUGGGAAACUAAAUGGUGGCCCAUCCGUGUUUUUUCAGCACAGCGCAGGCAACGCUAUACAGUGGGACACUAUUCUUGGACUCCUUCCGAGCAACAUGCGCCCCGAGCUCGUAACCUCUAUGAAUGUUUGCGCUCGAAUGCCAUACGACUCCGGCAGCUCGGCCACAGCACUUAACACGUUCUUUGAUGCCUACCCCGCAGUUGUUACACUGCAGUUGGACACGGAUGCGUACGUGAAUCGCAAUCUCCACCGGCUCAUCGCAGAGAACGCGCGAGCUGCCGGCGCCGGCGAUAAAACGCUCCUCUUUCCUGUCCUGGAUACGAUUAUCAUUUCCAGAGGUGCACAUCGAAUACUGGCGGGAGUGAGAGUGAACAUCGAGGGGCACUGGAACCUCGUCAUCGAGAUGUUGAAGCAACGGGCAGCUAUCGGCAAGCGCGUGAGGCGUGUGGCGUUGGUCGGGGAAUGGUCUGCGGGGAACUCAGCUGAGGGUGCCGUCGUGUUGCAAAGGAUUGAGGAGCACGCGAUAGGCUUGCUCGCACAGCUGGUAGAUGAGGUGGAAGAUCGGAGGCUGUCGGCGACCUUGGAUUCGGUCGUGUAG